Messenger RNA from Beta vulgaris subsp. vulgaris (sugar beet), 1289 nucleotides. RefSeq names its product auxin-responsive protein IAA29. Gene Ontology annotation, molecular function: protein binding. The coding region runs from base 277 to 1071 and encodes 264 amino acids. The record is from RefSeq and is a predicted model, not a curated record. Gene Ontology annotation, biological process: regulation of DNA-templated transcription. Lineage: Eukaryota; Viridiplantae; Streptophyta; Magnoliopsida; Caryophyllales; Amaranthaceae. The transcript is spliced from 4 exons. Gene Ontology annotation, cellular component: nucleus.
UUCCCCUCUUUUAUCUUCUCAUUUUUCUCACUUUUCUUGUCUAUCUGUCCCUACACUUCAAUUUUGAUUUUACUUUGUCAGCUAAACUUUCUCUCUCCUCCUUUAUAUAUAUAUAUACACACAUAAAAACAGAGCAACCCAAACAGGGUACUAUCACAAAAUUGGUAAAUUGGAAUUAGGGCACCUUCAAGAGAAUUUGUAAAAAGUUUCAAUCUUUGACAAAUUUGUGCAAUUUUAGCAUCUGGGUAAUCUUGAAUUUUGUGUUUGGUGUAUGAAAUGGAGCUUGAAUUAGGUCUUUCUCUCUCAAAAUAUCCUCCUAAAAUCCCAAUUUUGAAAGAAUUGGAUCUUAUUAGCUAUGUAAAUUGUAAGGCAAAGCAAGUUUAUGAAGAGGGUAAUUCUAGUACUUUGUCUUACCAAAGUAGUGUUAAUGAUGAUGAUGAUGAUGAUAAUGAUAGUGAUGAUUAUGGUGAUGAAGAAAUAAAUUGUGGGUUUUUCCAAAUUAAGGAGAAUAAGAAAAAAAGAGGGUUUGAUGAAGUAAAUGAAGUGGAAAGUUGUGAUGUUUCUAAGCCUAUAACUCUACCUCUUUUGCUUUGGGAUAAACACCCAAAUGAGGAUCAUCAGCAACCUAAAAGGCUCUGCAACUCUACUUCUUUCAUCAUAAACAAAAGUGAAGGUGAUGGCAUUGUGGGGUGGCCACCAAUUAAGUCCUACAGAAAGAAGGUAAAUGAUGCCCAACACCACCACCACCAACAACGCCGCCAUGGCGGGAAUUUUCCGGCUAUGGAGAACGGUGGAAGAGGCGGCGGUUGCGGCGGAUCACGGUCUAUGUUUGUAAAGGUGCAAAUGGAAGGAUUUUUCAUUACAAGGAAGAUUGAUUUGAAGCUCUACCACUCUUAUGAAGCUCUCAUUUCUAGCUUGCUUACUAUGUUUAACAAAGAGGAGGAUAGUGUGGAUGAUUACAAGCUUACUUAUCAAGAUAGUGAUGGUGAUUGGUUGCUUGCUGGAGAUGUUCCAUGGAGGACAUUCAUCCAAUCAGUUCAACGACUCAAGCUAAGGAGAAGGGAUGAUUAAUUGGUAGAAGAACAUCGUCUUCAUUGUGAAAAAUGGAAAUUAGUAGUUUACUUAUGCAGUUGUUUAGGGAGAUUUUGAACUACUUAAUGUGUUUGUUAUCUUACUCUAAACAAUUGUACUGUAAUAUACUUAGUAUGGUUGUUAUCCUUAAAUCCUUGGCUCUGAAUUAUUAUCAUUUUGUAAUAUGGAAGUGCUUCUUCCUCUUUGUUCUUUUUCUA